This is a messenger RNA of Tuber aestivum (summer truffle), 4801 nucleotides long. Lineage: Eukaryota; Fungi; Ascomycota; Pezizomycetes; Pezizales; Tuberaceae. The record is from the annotation of a GenBank genome assembly.
AUGUUUGGUGGAAAGAAGUUUGUGCCUCCGCUUUUGAAGAAGCCGGCACCGGUGGCGACAGCAGGUACGGAUGAUCAGCCUCCGGCGAAGCGUGCGAGGAUUGAGCCCCGCGGUGGUGGGAGAUCGUUGAAGCUUGGCGGACCGAUUAAGAGGAAGCCGUUACUUCUCGUUGGGAAUCCGCAGCUGGGGGUUGCGGUGACGGCGGGGGAGGAGGGUACGGCGGAGGAGGCUUAUUUUGGUGUGCUUUGGAGGAAACCGACGACGAAGAAGCAUAAGACGUUUGAUGGCGAUGGGGUCUUGGUGAUUGGUGGGGGGUAUGCUGUGCUUCAGGAUACUAGUGGGAAGGAGUAUGUUUGUUGUCUAUCUAUCUAUCCAUCUUGCUUGGUAUGGGGUGGUCUGACAAUAGUGACGGCAGUCUCGGGAGAACAAUGUUCAAACGAACCCUCGAAGUUGGUUCGACCACCUUCAUCGCCGGGAAGGAGAUUGAGGUCGAUUCCGUGCUUUCGAGGGAAGAGUACCUUGCCGGCAGACCGUUUCUGAAGAAUGCUGCUCCGCCUCCUUCGUCAACCAAAGCAUCGACGGCACCGCAGAGGGAGUCGUUCACAGCCGUAGCGCCAGGGAGUUUUUUCGGUAGCAAGUUCAAGACCCCACUCCUCAAUUCCACUGUUAUGGAAAAGGCCUAUUCGAAAGUACCGGCACCUAGACACGACCCUAAAGCGGAAGGUGCUCUCGUCCUGACCCGUCCCAGCGAGAAGAGUGUACCAGCCGGAAAAUCCAUCGUGGACGUGGUUGUCGACCCGUUCAUUUCGCGCAGUCUGCGGCCGCACCAGAGGGAGGGAGUGAUGUUUUUGUAUGAGGCUGUGAUGGGACUUAAGCCGUUCGAUGGACGGGGGGCGAUUCUGGCGGACGAGAUGGGGCUGGGGAAGACUUUGCAGACUAUGUUGGUCCCGUGUCAAUCUGGGGAGUGGGGUUCUGCGAUGAUGAGCGUGCUAACCUGGUGUUUUCAGUGCGCUCUUAUGGACUCUGUUGAGUGAGUGGGGGUUCGUGAUGUAUAGGGGUGCGGGUGCUAAUUGAUGUAGAACAAAAUCCGAUUUAUGGCGAUAAACCGGUGAUUAAACGAGCACUUAUUGUAUGUCCUGUGACAUUGAUCAACAAUUGGAGUAAAGAGUUCCGGAAGUGGUUGGGUAGAGAGCGGAUCGGCGUGCUUGUGGCCGAUUCGAAAGCGAACAUUAGGGACUUUACCCGUGGGAGGAGCUAUUCUGUCAUGGUAAUUGGCUACGAGAAGGUCUGUCGGUUUGAAUCACGUUUUUCUGGUGCCGUUCCUAAAUCCUUCUCAUUCUAGCUACAAAAAGUUCAGCAGGAGUUACAAACUGCAGAUGUUGACAUUGUCAUUGCCGAUGAGGGGCACAGGCUCAAGACUGAGAAGAAUAAGUCUGCGCAGGCUAUCCGGGGAUUGAAGACUAAGAGGAGGGUCAUUCUUAGCGGUACGCCGCUGCAGAAUGAUCUUCAUGAGUAUUUCAUCAUGGUGUGAGUCGUGCUCCAAUGUUGGAUAUGAUACCUUGAAUGAUUGCUAAUUUUUGGAUCCAUUUAUCAGGGACUUUGUCAAUCCUGGACUGCUUGAGAGUUACUCGACUUUCAGGAAGGAGUUUGAGAACCCGAUUGUUCGAAGCCGGCAACCUGGCGCUUCGAAGAAGGAUGUUGAGAAAGGGAAGGCGCGGAAUGAAGAGGUAGUUGCUCCAAUGAUCUUGCUAUCGUGGUCUGUCGCUAACGAGGUAAAUAGCUUGCCCGUUUGACAAAGUUGUUUGUGCUCCGUAGGACCGCAGAGAUAUUGUCAACGUAUCUUCCACCUAAGAGUAGGUAAUCUGAGGGUUGAUCUGAGGGUGUGAUUGCUAACGAAUGAAUAGCGGAGUACGUAGUCUUUUGUAGACCAACCCCAAGGCAACUUAAGGUCUACAAGAGUAUUCUGGAGUCUUCUGCUUUUAGCAGAUGCUUGGGGUCUCCUGAUGCCUCUCUUCUACUUAUCACUGUUCUCAAGAAGCUUUGCAAUUCGCCGGGGCUGUUGGCUGAUAGACCGGGGAAGGAAACUGUAAGAACACUUCACUGUUUUGCAUAACAGGGCGUUGACGGAAGUGUAUCAAAGAACGAGAACAUCAAAGGCCUCUUGGCGGGUGUCAACCCCAAGUUACUCGAAUCCAAGAGCGACUCGCACAGCGGGAAGUUCAGGGUUCUUGAGCGCCUGCUCCUGGCCUUGAAGAAUACCACCGACGAGAAGAUUGUGCUGGUAUCGAAUUAUACUUCUACACUCGAUUUGCUGCAGAACCUCCUCCGCUCUAGAGGCCUUAGCUACUUGAGGCUUGACGGUGCCACGCCGACUAAUAAAAGACAGGAGCUUGUUGACCAAUUUAAUCGGACUAAUAGUACUGCUGCCUGUAAGGCUUCGCCCCUAGAUUGUUGUAUGGAAUAGGGGGCUAAUGUGGAGUAAAGUUGCGUUCCUGCUAUCUGCCAAGAGUGGCGGUGCGGGCCUUAACUUGAUUGGAGCUUCUAGGCUUGUCCUGUUUGAUUUGGACUGGAAUCCGGCUACGGAUGCCCAGGCGAUGGCGAGAAUCCAUAGAGAUGGUCAAAGGAGGGAGGUUAAGAUUUAUAGGAUGCUUACGUGAGCUGCACCCUACGGUUAUUUGCUGUUUGGUGAACUAAUUUUGUUUUGAGCAAAGCACUGGGUGCUUUGACGAAAAGAUAUAUCAAAGACAGCUCACAAAGACUGGCCUGGCGGACUCAGUCAUGGACCAGAAGGCUACCGCGAGUAGUUUUACUCGAGAGGAAUUAAGGGAUCUAUUCUCCCUCGAUACAGAGACUAACUGUCUCACGCAUGAUCUACUAUGCUGUGAAUGUGAGGGCAAAGGCUACGUUUCUGGGGUUGCGGAAACCAAGUCGCCGUUUUUCGAGCAUAGCGAGGAGGAGAAAGAAGAUAGCGAUGAAGAGGAUGAGCCAAAGUAUCCUGGGUUGAUGAAAGCCAGUGAAGUCGACUUUGAAAAAGUCGAAGAGGACCGCAAGAAGGCAAUGCAAAAGGGUAGAGGUGUCGGCGUGGACAGGAACCAGCUUAGUUCUCUGAUGGAAUACUCGCACAUUUUGACCACUCGUCUUUUGGGCAACGAAAAGAGGGAUGAGGAAGGGGAAGGUGAAGAGGAAUACGAUGAAGUUAGUAUUGAAGAUGAGGUUCUGGCGAAGGUUAUUAGGAAUGGAGCGGCGAAGGAGGUUAGCUUUGUUUUUCAAAAGACUUAGGCAUCCAUGGACCUCUUUUCUAUUCACCGGCAUGUAUCUAGGCGUUUCAGGUAUAUAUAUUACUUGAUUAUCAUAGAGAAUUGGCGUCGUUUAUAAGUAUCAUAAUAUUAUUAUUAUAAGAUGAUACUUUAGGCUUUUUCAAAUCUCAAAACGUAACCUAGAACCCAAGUUCCCUAGUUUUGUCUUGAUUUCCUUCGACUAAAUUUUCGAAAGUGCCUCUUUGUUCACAAACCUGCUCAAAAGCGUCCACUCCCGGCCUCUCACAUACUACCACCAACCAACCAACAAACCAAUCACCUCCACCUUUCUAAAAACUAAACCAGAGAAUCAUUCCGCUGCUACCCGCGUUAGUGGAAAUCGUUAUGCCGUCGAAUGUAUACUUCAAGGGUCUUAGCUAUCCCCAUACUUCCACCACUCAAGAGGCUGGAGGCGUAUUCUGUAACCUACUUAUUACCCCUACGAGAAAAUAUACCACGAACCCAUGGCUGACGAGCACUCGAAAAGAUCCCCAUUCAGUCGAUAACACCGGAAUCCAUUUGCCAUCCCCGUUCAUUUCCCUUGAUACGUUUCCUCCGAAGUAUGAUCGGAGGAGAGCCUAUCUAGCGAAGGAGCAUCCUGCGGAAGUAGAGUUGAGGAGGAGGAAGGAGGCUACUGGUACGGCUAGUUGGAGCCCAGAAAGUGUAUUCGCAUUCCCGGCCGCGGUGUUGAGGGAGUCCAAGAGGGUAAUGGUGGAUGAUCUUAGGGAUGUGCCUUCUGAUAUAGUUGCCAGGAGGAUCAGGGAUGCCAUGUGGAGGGCUGUGAAGUGGGAUGCGUCGUCUGUUGCCGGUGCACAUGAUUAUCCUUUCCGGACCGCCACUGUCGGAGAUGCUCCGGGGGAGCAGAGGGGGAGGUUGUUUGGAGCCGGCGAAUCCGAGUCCAGAUCUCAAGACGGUGACGGGGCGGAAGGCGAGAAGAUAACGCACAUGGCCUUUCACCGCACUGCGAGCAUAAUGGCGCUCGCGACGUCGUUUUCUAGGGUUCACUUCUUCGACAUGAAGGCUAACGUGUUCCUCCCGCACUUUCUCUGCGCAUGCAACACCACCGAUCCUAUGUCACCGGAAUUUGUGCGGAUAACUGCGCUGGCGUUCGGCGGCGGGAGUACCAAUUCCUUGGCGGUGGGAUUGGAUUCUGGAUACUUCGACCUCUGGUACAUUGACCUGUCGAAUUCCACCGCUUUUCCGGGUUCCUUCGAGAAUGGGAUUUUUCUGUUUUCCACGCCUUAUGAUUUCCAGGUAUCGCCGACGCCGUCCAGGCCGCCGAGGAUGUUUCUUCCGCACGGGUUCUUCAAGACCAAAGCUUCGCCCGAGACCCAGAGGUUGCUGGGGGAUCCAGACAAAGUUUGCGCAAAGUCCCAGAGGAUUGGGCUUUUGCAGCAGGGGUUUGGGAGGAUGAGGAGUCUUGUUGGUGGGGUUACUACCCUUACUUUCUCCCCGCGGGGGGAGCACGUGCUUGUGGGGACCUCGCUGGGUGGGGUUUGGGUGUA